Messenger RNA from Austrofundulus limnaeus, 3532 nucleotides. It is a transcript of the gene col8a2, whose product is annotated as collagen, type VIII, alpha 2. The record is from RefSeq and is a predicted model, not a curated record. Gene Ontology annotation, molecular function: protein binding. NCBI's taxonomy places the organism in Eukaryota, Metazoa, Chordata, Actinopteri, Cyprinodontiformes, Rivulidae. The coding region runs from base 729 to 2786 and encodes 685 amino acids. The transcript is spliced from 3 exons.
AUAAGCCAGUGGUACAGGGAUCACUGUGUAAGCCAGCGAGACGAGCGGAGAGGUGCACAGCCUCUGGUUAUAAGUCUUGGGAGUUGGGACCUUCAGCUCCAAAGCCACUGCCCCGCCACACUCCUGCCUGACUAACCUGAGUGACGGACGGAGUUGCCUCCACUCCCUCUCUGUCUCUCCCUCCUUCUUUCCAUCCCGGAGAGUGAAAGUGCAUAGUUUGGGAAGGUGUUUCUCAGACCUGCGCCUGGACAGCUUGAAAAACAGCAAAGAGAGGAGAGCUCUCUUUUCUGUCCCUUUUUGGGCUCACCAUCCCCUUCCAAGGAGCACGUGAAUGGACUUUUAAAAGUUUUAUUUUUUUUAUUUUUGCUGAAAACAGAAAUAGCAAAAUUGAGACAAGAGCUUGCUCCACCUGCAGCUGAUCAUACCUUAUUUUGACUUGUGAUUUAGUUUUAAUUUUUGGAUUUUUUGGAUUUCCCAGCACUUGUUAGCAGCACUGGACCAGUUCAAGGAGGCAGUUUUUUGCCCCGGAGGAUACAUCUCCUCCUUUUUGGCUGCAUAUUCACUGAACAUCUGAAACACUCACAUCUCAUGGGAGACUCACUUGGUUGAAACAAGGAGGGAGGUAGAAGAGACAGCCACCUGAAGCGUACACCUACAGCUCCCCUUUACUUAGUGCAACCCCCCCCCCUCCAGGAGAGAAAGUUCUUUGAGUGUAUGAGAAGCCUGGGAUGCUGACGACCAUGCUGUUGCUUCCUGUCUGUGUGCUACUGAUGCUUGGGGCGCGUGCUCUUGCUGGAGGCUAUGCUCCCGUACCCCACAUGAAGUACAUGCAGCCUAUGAUGAAAGGACCCAUUGGACCACCAUUUCGAGAAGGCAAGGGACAUUAUGUUGAUAUGCCACCCAUGAUGAAGGGGGAAACUGGCCCUCAAGGAAAACCUGGACCAAGAGGCCCCCCUGGGCCACCAGGACUUCCAGGAAAACCCGGACUGGGAAAUCCAGGUCUCAAUGGACAGCCUGGCCCUCAGGGGCCUCCUGGUUUAACAGGAAUUGGUAAGCCUGGACUUCCAGGUCUGCCUGGAAAGAUUGGACCAAAAGGGUUUCCAGGAAUUAAUGGCGAAAUUGGGCCUCGUGGUGAGCCAGGUUCCCGUGGACCUCCUGGGCCCCCUGGCAUCCCUGGUCCAGCUGGUCUGUCUCUAAAUGGAAAGCCUGGACUCCCAGGUAUCAGAGGUCCCCCCGGGACUCGUGGUGAGCCAGGAAUAAAAGGCCUUCCUGGCCCACCAGGUGAACGUGGACUUAAAGGUGAAAAUGGAAAUGGAAAACCAGGGCCCACGGGUUUAAGGGGUCCUCCAGGUUUGAAAGGCAGUACGGGGCCACCUGGUUUAUCAGGCAUUGGCAAACCAGGACCAAAAGGUUUGCCUGGACUGCCUGGAUUUAAAGGUGAUCAAGGACUUCCAGGAGAUCUAGGAGAACCAGGAGAACCAGGGCCACCAGGUUUACAAGGUCUGCCAGGGCCAGUUGGGAUAGGAAAACCUGGUCUUGAUGGACUUCCAGGAUUACCAGGUCCAGUGGGUCCAAAAGGUGAAUCAGGGGUCCGGGGAAAUCCUGGCAUGCCUGGGACACCAGGCUAUGGAAAACCUGGUCUAAUUGGACCUAAAGGAGAAAAAGGUCACGGUGGACUUCCUGGUCUUCCGGGAGACAAAGGGGAAAAGGGAUUGAUGGGUCCAGGUGGGCAACCAGGUCUUGAUGGAUUACCAGGACCGACAGGUAUUCAAGGGCCAAAAGGGCUCCCAGGAAACCAUGGAAUUCCUGGGCUGAAAGGAGACAUAGGACCCCAGGGCCCCCCAGGAUUGCCUGGACUUAGAGGUGACCAAGGCCCCAAUGGGAUCCCUGGUAAAUCUGGAAUCCCAGGUGAAAAAGGCAUCCCUGGACCUAAUGGUCCUAUUGGAAAACCUGGUCCCAAAGGUGAGCCAGGACUAAUUGGCCAACCUGGUAAUCCAGGGCUGACAGGUGGUCCAGGGCCUAAAGGAGAGGCUGGAUUCAUGGGGACCCCAGGCCCCAGGGGCCAGUCAGGCAUUCCUGGUCUCCAGGGGCCUAUGGGUCCAAUGGGCCCACAGGGUGUCCCUGGAACAAGGGGUGAACCUGGACUUCCAGGGCCUCCAGGGCUGGGGAAGUUUGGCGAAAAGGGAGGAAUGGGUCCCCAAGGUCCUCCAGGGAAACCAGGCCCUGCUGGGCUUAACGGUCACCCUGGCUUGCCUGGUCCUCCAGGUCCUCCUGGUCCUCCGGGAAAUGGUCAAACUGUUGUUGCAGGGCCCACGGAUACAGGGUUGGGUGGGGAGGAAAUACCAGGCAGGAAGGGGCCUGCGUUCACUCAAGUUCCACUCUCUGCGUCUUUAGCACCCGCCUUCACGGCCAUUCUCUCCACUCCGUUCCCUCCCUCCAGCAUGCCAAUCAAAUUCGACAGGACUCUGUAUAAUGGACAAAAUGCCUACAGCACCUCYACUGGCAUGUUCACCGCUCCGGUAUCCGGUGUCUACUACUUUGCUUACCACAUGCAUGUAAAGGGAACCAGCUUGUGGGUGGCUUUGUACAAGAACAAUGUACCAGCCACUUAUACUUAUGACGAAUACAAGAAAGGCUAUAUGGACCAAGCAUCUGGUAGUGCUGUCCUAGAGCUUAAGGAAGGCGAUGAAGUAUGGGUCCAAAUGCCUUCAGAUCAAGCAAACGGCCUUUAUUCUACCGAGUACAUCCACUCCUCYUUUUCAGGGUUCCUGCUCUGUCCCACAUAACCUUGCCCUUUCCUUGAUCUUGUAACAGUGCCUCAGAGCAGCCCUACCUAAUGUCAAGAUACCUGCAGUCAUAAAAGAAACACAAAACCAGUAACGUUGUCACCUUGUUUCCAUCAACUUAUCUUUCUCACCCUCGACAAUAUCAGCUCAGCAAAAAAGAAAAACUUUGUGAAUAAAAUAYGAAAAAAAGGCAGGGGAAGGUUUCUUCAUGCUGUGUUCCUUAUUUUAAUGUGUUUUCGUUUUGUCUGGGKUUUUUUUUAGCCUCUAAUGUUUUAAUUAUUUUAUUAUGUUUUAUUGUUAUUUGAUCCUUGUCGUCAUUGCUUGUGUUCGUUGGAUUCAGAGUUUUAGCUGCCUGACUUUGUAUUGUGACUGCAUAUCCUGCCCGCAUGCUCAGACAAUGAGGUUGACAUGACCAGACCUUGGAAGAGGAGGGGKGGUUAGCUCCCCUGGCUGCAGUCACGCUUGUAUGUGUUAUUUAAACCAUUACCGUCAACACGAGCAGUAGUUCAUCAAAAGAAAUAGAGAGAAAUGAMGUAAUACAACAAAGUGUGUGAUGGUCUGAUACUAUUACUUUGCCAUUGCUACCCCCUUCUCUUAUUUUUUUGUUUCUGAUUUGUUUGGUGCUCUGAAACAAUAGUAAAUUUUAAGUUUUCAGCUGAAACUCAACACCUUCAUCAUUGUGAGAACUUUAUUUUAUGAUUAAAUCAAAUAAAAUAUGACUUCACAAUAAAAUAGCCAAAUUGAUA